This is a messenger RNA of Paramecium pentaurelia, 1376 nucleotides long. Lineage: Eukaryota; Ciliophora; Oligohymenophorea; Peniculida; Parameciidae. The record is from the annotation of a GenBank genome assembly.
AUGUAAAAUUAAGCAACUAUGACAGAUAUAAAUGAGGAAGAUAUUAGAAGACUGGAUUAGCACAUUACAAGAAAUCCAAAUAUCAUUAUGUCUUGUGUAAAGGUUCUAAAGAUGGAAGAACUAAGGAGAACAAAUGAAGACAAUUAACGUUUGAUGAGUUUCAUGCGAUCACAUUUAUAUUUUAAAGGAAACUCAUCUUUAGAUUAUCUAUUGGAAUGUUGCUAAGUAUAAAUAGUCUUAGUAUAUUAGUUAAUGAAAUUCGAAUAAUUAAAAAAAAAUCAAAUUCUUUACUUGAGAGGGAGAGAGAAUCAGGAAUAAUUAAUAAUAUUAUUAACUGGUGAGAUUAGUGUCUAAUCUAAUGAAUAAGAAUUAUUGUGUACAAAACAUUUUGGAUCGAAUUUGAUAGUAUUUGGAAAUGAUUGUUAUGCAGAUAUGUAUUCCAUAUUUAGGAAGUAAGCCCAAACCUGAUGGUUAAGACCAAAUCAGUAUGUAAAGCAGCCGUAAUUUCCAAGUUGGAUUUUAAAAUCAAUAUGUUAACUUAUGAGAUUUCCAAAAUAAAUGUUUUAUUGUAACAGAUAUAUGCAUUCCAUUUGUUUAAAACAUUGCCAUUUACUACAAUUAAGUAAUUCUAUCUCAACAGUUUUAUCUAACAUUUGUGUUGCUAAGAUAUAUUAUAUAAUCAAAAUUAAAAGGCAUCAUAAGUAUAUUUAGUAAUAAGUGGGAUCUUUGAAUAAAGAGAAAUAACAGAAACUAAUACAAAAUCUAUCAAUAUAUAUACACCUGGUUAAUUAAUAGGGGAUUUUGAAUGUGUUAAUUUCUAUUAAAUUAGAAAAUCCCAGGCUCUAUGUAUAAGUGAUGAAGGAUUAGUCUUAGUAUUUGAAGGGGUUUAUUUUUUGAAUUAGAUUGUUCCGAACAUUAAUAAGAAAUUUGUAGCUAAGAGAAUAAAUGAUUUUAAAUAGACUUAAAAAAGUAUAUAGAUGAAAAAGACAUUGUAGAGAAUAUUUCCAGAAUAGCCUAUUGAGUAAUCAUUAUAAUCAUAAUACUAACUAAAUUAAACAAGUACAAAGCAUUUUAGAUUUGCUAAGUUAGCAAAUCCUAGAUUUUUUAAGUUGAGACAAACUCCAGAAAAAUAAAUGACUCUAUAAUAGAAUAGUCUAAGUAUUAAUAGAUCUUAAUAAUAAUUACUUACAAAUAUUAGUCAUAAUAAAGUAUCAAUAAUAUCAUUUUCUACAAAAUAGGAAUUGUUUUAAGGAAAUAUUAAAGGAAGAUUAUUAAGGAAUGAAUUAUUAAAUAAGUUUAUUAAUUAAUAAUCUGAAUAUUAAGAUGUUACUUAAAAACUAAGAAGAACUUAAUCAUAAUUGGGUAUGAAUAAAUGA